UACAGUAAAAACAUUCCGAUGGUAUUAAAAUGAAAAAAAGAAAGUCAGAAAAAUAGGCUUAUUCACUAUACUAUGGCAUUAGAUUAUCGAUUAAAAAUAGGAACCAAAAUAGACGGGUAUUUACCUACGAUACCAUAGAUCAAUCAAAUGUGUCCGAGUGGUCAGGGCGUUAGACUACCAAAUUUGAGACCGUUCUUGUUUUUUUUUUUUUUUUUUUUUUAUUAAAGUUGUUAAUUAUAUUAAAAAGUCUUAUUUGCUUUUUUUUGUAAUAUUACCAGUCCGCUCAAUACGUUCAGUCAUUUUUAACGUGACGUUGCAAAAGUCAUUCAAACGUAAUUAGACGUAACUGUAAUGAGCUUAUUACAAAUCUAGUAUUUGUUAAAUUCUUGAAAUAUACUUUUCAAAUCAUCAUCACACGUUAGAAUUAUGUUUUAAUUUUGAAUAUUUAUAACGAAAUCGGAAAUGUUUGCUUUUACAACUGUUACAAUGAAAGGUCCGGAAAACUACUCGGAAUAACUGAGAUAUCAAUGGAAUUGAUUGCCCCUUUUGAAGCCUCGUCUACAUUGUGUUAAUGAACGCAAGUACAAUACGACUUCUGCGUGGUGUUUACGAAGAACCUAGCUUUUUUCUGUGAAAAUUUUAUGUUUCUACUAUGUUUUGUUUGAAAGUUACUGGCAAAACAUAGCGAUUUCGGUCCGGAAACUACUAGGAAACCAGAACUUCUAAAUUUGUGGUUGAAUGUAUCUAUAAUUGCCCAAGAUUACCCCGACGAGAAUGAGUGUGUCAAAAUUUGUACAUGUAUUUAAUACAUGGGAAGUCUACCCGCGGGUUUAUCACUUCCAGAAACGAUUCAAAGAUGUUCACAGUAGAUUCAUCAACAUAAUGAGUGAGUUAAUGUAUCUACGUAGUUGAUGUUAAUGAAAUCAUAUCUCAUAAAAUCAUUUUCAAAGAUUUUCACAGUAGAUUCAUCAACAUAAUGAAUAAAGGACCAUAUACAUCUCUGUUAGUUGAUUCGUUAUUGUUUGACAAAUUAAAAGACCUGAGAUGUAUGCUAGAAAACCAUCUUGAGGUGUGUGUCUUUGGCCGAGAAAAUAUUGAGCAGGAAUCGUUAGUUGUAACAACAGAGCCACUUCAGCGUUUGUCGCAAGAUAUCACCUUACUUCGGCAAGAGAGGAGUUAUGAGGCAACAGCUACAGACCCCCCUGUUAUGCGUGUUGAUGUAGCAUAUGCAAAGAUUAAUAAUUUUGGACAUGAAGGACUGAUGGAAAUCGUAGAAUCCGUUAAUCACCUUAUUUCUGACCUAGGGAAAACAAUGGCAGAUUUAUAUCAUUCACUGCUCAUAGUAUGUCAUACGGAUAAGUUAUACCAAAUAACUGAUACUGAACAGUUUCGUUCCUGUGUUAUAAAGACGAUGCAUGAAUCGUUCGGCUUAGAUCUUUCUGCUGACAAUAUAAUCUUUGGAAUAGGUAGUGAGAUGCUAAGUAGCAAAAUAUCUCUGAUCAUAGAAACGCGAAUCAUAAAUGGAUUUUUCAUGAUGCGGGAACAUUUGCAAAGCUUCUUUAGUAAUAAAAGUACUAUAUGUUUAGGGAAAAUGGACAUAGUGGAGUCAGAGCAAUUACUAAAUGCAGUACAAGGUUUUUUGAAAGACGGAUUCAGACUUGUCGACAUACUAGAAGAUAGUCAAAGGAAAGGCGAACCCUUUAUUGAAAUUGUUCUGCGCCAUCUUACACGCAAUAUACGAUGUGUCAUCCUGGAUCCAUUGUCAUCAAAGUUUAAUUUGAAACCAGACCUAAUCAAUCAAAUUGCACACGAAUUGAUAUUUGAGGAGCAAAUGAAGGAAAGCAUCUCCAAAAAUACGCGGUAUCACCUAGGCAAACUGCAGCAACCCUGCGAAGAAAAUGUUAAAGCGCUGAAAACACCUAAUAAGUGGUAUCGAUUUCCAGGUAGAAAGUUUGCAUUUAUUGCAUAUCCUUUACGGGAAGACAUUCGGCCGACCGUUUUGAAGUUGGAAGAAAGUCUGGCUUCUUUUCGGCGCAAAGUAACAACAAUGAAGAAGAUGAUUUUUGAAAUUGACGGAAACAUACAGCAAUCUAUAGUGGGAAAAGCUGAUCUAAAGAAAAGUAUGAGAAACAGAGACUUAACGGACGAAUUCAGGAAACGCAUUUUGUCGUAAGCAUUUCAUAUUCAUUUCAUUGCCCUUUCGAAUACAAAUUUCUCCGAACUUUAUAUUAAUCAUAUCAGUUUAAAGUUAGAACAACGGAAUAUUGUUUGUUUCAAAACUAUGUGUGUUUGAUAACAGUAUUGCAGUACCUGCUGUCAGUUAGAUAAACUAGAUAUGUACUUCGAUGCAUAAAUUAAAUGUGAAAGAGUAGCGAAUACAGAAAUACUUUUUUCUGUCAAAUCUCGUUUGCCCGGGACUGAACUAUCAGUCUUUUGAUUUUGAGUACUGUGGUCUAUCUACUGAGCUUACUGGUGGGUAUCAGUACCUUGCUAAAGUUUCAAUAUUUAUUAAUAGAAUAGAAGGCGUUUAUGGAACUGGAACGGUAUAUGGUGAGUGGGAGGUUCAUGUGGAAACAGACGUAGCCAAACAACAUGUGCUUGAGCUGAUGGAUCGAUAUCAAAUACGCCGACCGGUCAACUUAAGAAGGGUAACCAAUAAAUCAAGUGUUUUAGCUGGAAAUCAGGUGGAACAUGGUUGGGUAUUAGAGAGCGAGUGGCCAUGUGAAGAGAUGCGAUUCAAGGCAGGUACCCUUGGUGGUUUUGCAGACAGCAAUGAUGGGGCAUUGUAUGCUUUGACUUGUGCUCAUGUUGUUUAUAAUAACGACACGGAAGAACAUUUGGUCUAUAUGAAGAACGGUUCAAAUGACAGGAAACAAUUUGCGAAAAGUCAUCCAAAUUUGAUGAUACAUACUGGCACAGACCAAUGUCCUUUAAUGGACUUUGCUGCCGUGAAAGUACUAGAAGAAGUAGUCCCUUACUGCACAAAGUACUUCAAGGAUGAUGAUGGUAUGUUGAAAGGUGCAGAACUAGAAACCCGAGCAAUAGCCGGACAACACAUAUAUAAGUACGGUGCUGCUUCGGGCUUCACAAGUGGUAUCGUGUGCAGUGACGACUACACCAUCGCGGAUGGAGAAGAGGAUUACCUUGUCCUUAUAAGUCUUCCAGCAGGAAGUCCGGAUAAUGAGUCGUACGCUCUUCGUGGAGAUAGCGGUUCAAUAAAUUGUAUUCCCGAUGUCGAGAACAAUAAAACAGUUAAGGUAGUUUCGAUGCUGAGUGCUGGAGAUAUGAAAGUAGAGGGAUUGGACGAGACUACUUGUAUAUCAUUUCUUGUAGGAAAAGGCCUUGAAAAGUUAGGGAACAUUUCCGAUGGAAUAGCACUAACAUUGCCGUCAGUGAGCAAUACAUCUUCCUCGUACCGAUCAUUGUUUUUCUAAAGAUAUUAACCUGGUUUCAAACCACCAAACGAAUUGAUUGAGGUUAGGGAUAUAUAGAUAUUUUAUCUCGACCGACGGUCAUUUCAUUUGAAUUGGCAUAUCACAGUAGAUAUCACCUCCCUUGAAAAUUGCCAUAUAAUCAGUAAUGCUUUCCCGACUGACAGAAUGUCGAUCUAUAUUUAAAUAUUUAAGCAGUAAGCUGUUAUACAACUAUUUCUCCUCUUCAGUUCGAUGUAAAAUAUUCAUUCUCACGGAACAUAUUUUUGGUUCCAAUUUUGUUUUACAAGUAACAUCCUCACUUAUAUCGAGCAUAUAAUUGUAAUCAAAUGUUUAAAAUGGUCAAUUUGUUCAAGUUUAGAGGCAAAUAAGUAUUGUUUUCCCAAAUACGACACAAAGAUUCUUAUAAGAAAUGCAACAUAGAAAAUUGUAGGAAAAAAAAAAUCAUCAUCCGGCUCGUGAUUAAAACAGUAUUGUAUUAAUGAAAACUAUUGACGAUAGCAGAUAAAUGUCACACUGAGUGAGAAUUGUCUCAAACAUAUCAGAUCAGAUUGUAAAAAUCUUAAACGAGUGUUAUCCUUAUUGCGAUGUUGGCGAACAGUGAAAGCGAGGUGGAGAUAUAGAUGAAACAAAAUAAUUUGAUUAUCGUGAUAUGUUAUAUUUUUGUAAUAGUGAAUGCAUGUUUAUGAUAAAACCAUUUUAUCACAUUUUUAAUUUAUUUUAUAUAAAUAUAAAGGUAUGAUCACUUUCAUUGGUAUGACAUUUUUCAUUAUCAUUAUAUUGGCAGAUAAAAUUAAACCAAAUUAUCCAGUUUA
Mercenaria mercenaria is the source of this 4246-nucleotide messenger RNA. RefSeq lists its product as uncharacterized. The coding region runs from base 977 to 2173 and encodes 398 amino acids. The record is from RefSeq and is a predicted model, not a curated record. Lineage: Eukaryota; Metazoa; Mollusca; Bivalvia; Venerida; Veneridae. The transcript is spliced from 4 exons.